AUGACAGGACGUAUUCUUCUAUCCUUGUAUGUUGGUGAUAUGAUUAUUACAAGUGAUGAUCAUGAUGGUAUUAAAUCAUUGAAGUCUGAGUUGGCACAUUCAUUCGUUAUAAAAGAUUUGGGCAUGCUAUGUUAUUUUUUAGGAAUUAAAGUAGCUUAUUCUCCAAAAGGUUAUCUCUUAUCUCAAUCUAAGUAUAUUGCUGAUUUGUUUGAGCGUGCUCGACUAACCGACAAUCGAAUUGUUGAUACACCCCUUGAGACCAAUGCUAAAUAUUUUAUGUCCGAUGGCACUCCUUUGGAGGAUUCUUGUCUUUAUCGUAUCGUUGUUGGCAGCUUGAUUUAUCUUACUAUAACUCGCCCAGACAUUGCGCUUGUAGUUCAUGUGGUUAAUCAGUUUGUUAUUGCCCCUACUAGAGUUCAUUGGGCUGUUGUUCUUCGUAUUCUCAAGUAUCUUCGGGGCACUCAAUUUCAUAGUCUCAUGUUUCCUAUCACAUCUUCAUUAGAGUUGCGCGCCUACUCUAAUGCAGAGUGGGCUGGUGAUUCUAUAAACCGCAAGUCGACCAUUAGAUAUUGUAUUUUCCUCGGUGAUUCGCUUAUUUCGCGGAAGAGCAAGAAAUAA
Molecule: messenger RNA, 618 nt
Organism: Impatiens glandulifera
Lineage: Eukaryota; Viridiplantae; Streptophyta; Magnoliopsida; Ericales; Balsaminaceae
Exons: 1
Coding region: 1-618 (205 amino acids)
Source: RefSeq, a predicted model, not a curated record